Molecule: messenger RNA, 1539 nt
Organism: Pyrus x bretschneideri (Chinese white pear)
Lineage: Eukaryota; Viridiplantae; Streptophyta; Magnoliopsida; Rosales; Rosaceae
Exons: 4
Coding region: 460-1539 (359 amino acids)
Molecular function (GO): RNA binding
Source: RefSeq, a predicted model, not a curated record
UGCAUUUUGUAUUUAAUAAAUUUAUAACAAAAUGAUUAUCAAAUUGACACUUCAAGUCUAAUUUCCAGAAGACAAAUCAUACAUAUAAUAGAACUAUUAACUUGUUGAUGGUUAUUGCGUUAUAAUUAAGUUAACCAUUGAUUAACUUCGUCUUCAAAGAGAUUUUCUGGACACAAUCUAAACUUUAUAAUUGCCCAAAAAAAAAAAAAAAAGGCAUGAAACACAAUCAAUUAGAGGAAAGAAUUAAACACAGAUAUUUCGUAAUCAUGUUCGACAUUAGCUCAUAAACAAGUGGGAAGGGCUCUUGAGUGAAAUCUUCGAAUCUAUACGCAUCAAUUGCCAAAAAAGGAAACGCUCUGCCUUGCUCCUUUUGCCAAAAUCGCUCUCUCUCUCUCUCUCUCUCUCUCUCUCUCUAUCUCUCUCUCCCAAAAGCUUCUAAACCCGCCCCUUUCACCUUCCAUGGCCGCUGAAAUUACAGAAGGGUUCAAACGGUUGAACCCUUUUGCACCCGAGUACUUCCCCUCCUACUAUUGCCCCCCACCGCCACCUCUAAACCCUAGCUACUAUUAUUCUUCAUACUCCCAUCAAAUUGCCACUACCGUUUUCUUCAAUACCUCUGUUCCCACUGCUCAAACCCUACCCUCUCAUCACUUUGCACAAGGACCUCAAGUGCCUGAAAAACUGCAGCAGAAAAGCUAUGGCAAUGAUAUGGUCGAAAACCAGAAGACGACGGUUCCUCGGCCCACACGGCUAGUUAGGGGAAGAAGGUCCACCUCCAGUUAUGGAGGUCUAGGGAGUAGUAUUGAUGGCAAAAAGCAAAGGGGUAAGUUCGAGAAGAGAAAGGAGUGGAAGCCAAGGGUUCGCGGCAGCUAUAGGAUAUCUGACGAUAAAUUUGGAACUAUUAAUUGGAAGGGAUGUAAUGAUCUCCGUGUGGAAUACUUAAAUAAUUUCUCUAUGCCGAAGAAGGUGAAGACCAAAAGUUACGCCGAUGUUUUGCAUGUGGAAGAACAUGGAGAAAAUACAGCCGUCAUGAUCAGAAAUAUCCCAAACAAAUACACCCGGGAUAUGCUGAUGGCGUUUCUGGAUGCCCAUUGCGCUGAGGAGAAUGAUAAACCUGAAGUAGGAGAUGAGAUUUCAUCCUAUGAUUUCUUAUAUCUGCCUAUAGACUUCAAUACUGGGUUUAACAAAGGGUAUGCGUUCGUCAACUUCACCAACAGCAAGGCAGUCUGGAAAUUUUCUGAAGGGACUGGUGGGAAGACUUGGGAUCUUUUCUACUCUUCAAAGAAACGUGAAAUUGCCUACGCCAAAAUCCAGCAAAAUAUAAUGAAAGAUACAAUGGUGUUAGUGGUGAUUAAUUACGACGUAAUUGGUGAUCAGGGCAAGAAGGAGCUGGUAAGUCAUUUCGAGACGAUGAGGUUUCCUUGUGCAUCAGAGGACGUGCUGCCGGUGUGUUUCGACCCACCUCGAGACGGUUCCAGGAUGUCUGUUCAGAUCUCGACUGUAGGCCAUGCAGUGGAUCUUAAUCGACAUGACAAUUAA